Molecule: messenger RNA, 1506 nt
Organism: Penicillium brasilianum
Lineage: Eukaryota; Fungi; Ascomycota; Eurotiomycetes; Eurotiales; Aspergillaceae
Source: the annotation of a GenBank genome assembly
AUGGAAGAGACCAAGUUUUCGCUUCAAGAAUAUCUACAAAACCACCAUUUUGAGCUCACACCAGAUGGAAGCUUUGUACGAUGGCUAAGAGAGAAUCCGAAACAUCCAAGGAACUGGUCUGUCCUUCGAAAGACAUAUGAUACUGGGCUUAUAUGCGCUUUGGAUCUUUUUAUAACUGCUAGCAGCACGGCGGGAGCAGCGGCAGCAGCGCAAGCUAAACAUGAAUAUCAUUUGAGUCAUACUUUUGCAACCUUCUGUUUUGUGACACUAUUCCUUCUAGGCCAGUCUAUUGGCACCAUCGUGUUUCCACCUUGGUCCGAAUCAUUCGGUCGCAAAAAGAUGUACCUUCUAAGCAGUGUCCUAAGUUGUAUAUGUUGUCUCGUCAUCGGAUUAUCACAGUCGCUUACUGGGGCUGUCAUCAUGCGAUCGCUAGCUGGAUUGCUAUCAGCAGUUCCUAGUACUAUUGUGGGCGGGAGUAUUGAAGAUAUGUUUAACUCGCAGGCUCGCAUUUGGGUUGUUUUCUAUUGGACCGUGGCUUCGAAUAUUGGAUUGAUUGUUGGUCCAAUCAUGAGCAAUCACAUUAUUGAACUUCUCAACUGGAGGUGGGUAUUUUUUACAUAUGCAAUCAUCAUCGGUGGCAUAUCUGGCCUCCUUUGCCUUAUUCGAGAAUCCCGGUCAACCUACAUUUUGACUUGCGAAGUCGAUCGAUUGCGACACGAAGUCCCAGAAGUACCUCCGGCAUUGAACCAUGACCACUCGCCGAACUUGCAAACUUUUGUGAAGGAGGCUCUCUUCCGUCCUGCGCAGCUGUUCUUCCAAGAGCCCAUUAUAUUUACGAUUGCAAUGAUGAUAUCCGUCGCGAUGUCUCUUAUCUAUAUCUUCACCGAAGCCUUACAGCCAAUAUACCAAUCCAUGGGAUUCUCUGCAUCGCAGGCGUCUCUCAUUUUCAUGGCCAUCGGGCUCGGGACAUGUGUCAGCACUUUUACUCGCAUUCUGGAUUGCUAUAUCUUUAACAAGCGCAGGAUGCGUGGUAAGCCCAUCAGACCGGAAGACAAGCUUGUGGGCUUGGCACUCGGGGCUCCAUUCCUAGCUAUCGGGCUAUGGUGGUUUGGCUGGACGAUUCCCCCGAAGACCCCAGGACCGGAUACGCCGUGGAUUGUACCGACGAUCUCUCUCGUUCUGGUUGGGUAUGCGCUUACAGAAAUGGACACUGUGCUAUAUGGGUAUAUCUCAGAUAGCUAUUUGAGUUACUCCGCCAGUGCUACCGCAGCGGUGGCGUUCCUACGAGGCAUACUGUCGGGGUCAUUCCCGCUCUUUACGAACCAAAUGUUCGACAGACUGGGAGCUAAUAUCGCUGUCUCGGUUCUGGCAAUCGUGGCAACCGUGUUUUGCAUCGUGCCUCCGUUGUUUUUGUGUUACGGGGAGAGGAUUCGGAGAAGAAGUCGGUUUGCAAGGUACAGCUGGGAGAUUCAAGAGGAAAUGGGAAAGGAUGAAUACGAUAUCUGA